Molecule: messenger RNA, 2748 nt
Organism: Pezoporus flaviventris
Lineage: Eukaryota; Metazoa; Chordata; Aves; Psittaciformes; Psittacidae
Product: guanylate cyclase soluble subunit beta-2-like
Exons: 16
Coding region: 379-2706 (775 amino acids)
Biological process (GO): response to oxygen levels; cGMP biosynthetic process
Cellular component (GO): guanylate cyclase complex, soluble
Molecular function (GO): guanylate cyclase activity; heme binding
Source: RefSeq, a predicted model, not a curated record
UGGGCAGCCCCCCGUCGGGUCUACCCGCACCAUGUCCCGCCUGGCUGUGCCAAAGGCUCCAGCAACGGGGAACCAGCGGGAUCGGGAAACUGCGGUCGUGACAGUGAUGCCAUUUCACCGAGAUGCUCUUCGGCAUCCCCCGGAAUUCCUGCAACACCGGCAACUACGGGAAACCCACGUUUUCUGCUGAGAGACAGGCGGGCAGGCGGAGGGAGCCUCGGCAGAGCGUCCCUGCCUGCGGCCACCGGCUGCCACCGCGGGCGAGAGCGGCGGGGCCGGGCCUGGCCGUGCGGCCGCCCCCCGGGCGAGCAGCUGGGCGGACGCCACCGGCGGCGCUUGGGGAGGCGGCCGGAGCCCGUGGGCGGCGGCGGCGGCAGGAUGUAUGGAUUUAUAAAUACAUGCCUGAAGUCUUUGGUGAUUGAAAAGUAUGGUGAAGAAACAUGGGAAAAACUAAGACUGCAGGCUGGAGUCCAAGAUUCUUUCUUGACUUUUGAGGUUUACAAAGAUGAGAUCACAAUGCAGCUCGUUGACAAAGCCUGCAAAAUAUUAGGUGUUCCUGCUGACAUGGUUCUGAGAGAGUUUGGAGAGUAUUUCUUUGAAUUCUGUAAACGCUCAGGCUAUGACCACAUGCUGAGGACACUGGGUGGAAAUCUCUAUGAGUUCAUAGAGAACCUGGAUGCAUUGCACAGCUACCUGUCCCUUUCUUACCAGGAGAUGAAUGCACCAUCUUUUAGGGUAGAAAAGAAUGAAGAUGGGUCAAUGCAUUUACAUUACUAUUCAGACAGAAGAGGUCUGUGCCAUAUUGUGCCAGGAAUUAUUGGUGCAGCAGCCCUGGAUUUUUUUAAUAUUGAGCUUUCAAUGGAAAUAGUCAAUCAAACAGAAGAAGAAGAAAGAACUGGGAAAAAAGAACAUAUUGUUUUUCUUGUUACUCAAACCCCUGUAUUUUCAUACAAGGAAAGAAGUGAAUUUUCUUCCUCACAUCAACAUGUUCCUGACUCUGCAAAACAAAUUGAGAACCAACAGAAUAAAGAGGACCUUGAAAAAGGCAAGAAUGCAGUUAGAGACAGAGGAAGCUCUGUUUGUCCUGUCAAGAAAAGUCACUGGAAAACAAUAAGAGGAAUAAUUACAGUAGGAAGAGGUAAGCUCCUGAGAGGAUUUGAUCCUGUUUAUCCUAAGAGUCUUUGGAUUGACACAAAAACAUUUUGCAAUGGACUUCCUUUUCAUAUGGUUUUUGACAAACAGCUCAGAGUGAAGCAAGCUGGUGUGAGCAUUCAAAAGAUUGUACCUGGCCUUCAGAACAUGGGCAUCUGCUUGGAUCACUAUUUCAGUAUUGUUCACCCAGAAGUACCCUUCACCAUCUCUAGCAUCCAGAAAUUCAUCAACAGUCAAUUUGUUUUCCAGACUAGAAGAGAGAUGAUGCCAGAGUCAUGGAAACAACGGCCAAUGCUAGAGCUGAGAGGCCAGAUGAUCUGGAUGGAGUCUCUGCAGUGCAUGCUCUAUCUCUGCUCGCCUUUGCUUCGCACUUUGCAUGAACUGGAAGAGCGACAGAUGCAUAUUGCAGACAUUGCACCUCACGACGUGACCAGGGAUUUGAUUCUUCUCAAUCAGCAGCGACUGGCAGAGAUGGAGCUCUCUAACCAGCUGGAGAGGAAGAAGGAAGAAUUGCGGAUACUGUCAAAGCACCUGGAGGAAGAGAAGAAAAAGACUGAAGCUCUGCUCUAUGCCAUGCUUCCUCAGCAUGUGGCCAACCAGCUGAAAGAGGGGAAGAGAGUUGAGGCAGGAGAGUUCAAGGAGUGCACUAUAUUGUUCAGUGAUGUUGUGACCUUUACCAACAUUUGUGCCCAAUGUGAGCCUAUUCAGAUAGUUCUCAUGUUAAAUUCAAUGUACCUGCGAUUUGACAGACUGACCACGGUGCAUGAUGUGUACAAGGUGGAGACAAUUGGAGAUGCCUAUAUGGUAGUAGGUGGGGUCCCUGUGCCUGUAUCCACUCAUGCUGAGCGAGUUGCUAACUUUGCCUUGGGGAUGAUAAUAGCAGCUAAAGAUGUGCAGAAUCCAGUUUCUGGAAACCCUAUCCAAAUUAGAGUUGGGAUCCAUACAGGUCCUGUUUUGGCUGGAGUUGUUGGAGAGAAGAUGCCUCGUUACUGCUUGUUUGGAGACACAGUGAAUAUAGCUUCCCGGAUGGAGAGUCAUGGUGUCCCAAGUAAAAUUCAUCUAAGCUCCAGUGCCUAUCAAUGCCUAAAAUACAAGAAUUUUGAGAUGACUGAAAGAGGAGAAAUAGAAGUAAAAGGCAAAGGGAAAAUGCACACAUACUUCCUCAUUAGAAAUAAAACUGCAACUGAGAAUGAGAUAAUGGGAAGGCCAAUGAAAGACUUAGAUUCUGGCCGCGAAUCUGCUCAGUCCAUUCAAGAAGGCAGGAUGGAAACAACACCAGCUACUCAGACUCAGCCAGAGAAAGACCAGACUCCAGCCAUUGCAAUGAAAUAUACUGAUGGCCCCACAGAUGAACAGAACAGCCUCAAAAGAAGAAAUCAAGCCAAAAUUGCAGAUUUAACAGGCAAAACUUACGAUACCAAAAGUGAUGGGAGUCUCCAUGGCAACCAGCAUGCAGAUGAUGGUUCUUGUCCUCCAAACCAGGGAAGAGUCAAACCUGCUACUGAAGAGCCACGGAAUAGAAACAUUCGUUCUAAUUUUUGCACUUUACUCUAAGUUUCUUACUUUUUACAUUUAAACAAAGCAACUUUAUUAUGA